Molecule: messenger RNA, 1714 nt
Organism: Gigantopelta aegis
Lineage: Eukaryota; Metazoa; Mollusca; Gastropoda; Neomphalida; Peltospiridae
Product: polyglutamine-binding protein 1-like
Exons: 7
Coding region: 76-1005 (309 amino acids)
Biological process (GO): alternative mRNA splicing, via spliceosome
Cellular component (GO): cytoplasm; nuclear body
Molecular function (GO): protein binding; ribonucleoprotein complex binding
Source: RefSeq, a predicted model, not a curated record
ACAACAAAAAAAGACCUUCCGGCGAAAGACGACGCAUUUCAUGAUUUUGCUUUGGUUUUUCACUUAAAAUACAUCAUGCCAUUACCUGCAGCAUUAGCAGCAAGAUUGGCCAAAAGAGGGCUUGUUAAGGCCGAAGAACGCAAGCCUCCACAAAAGCCAGAGGAAGUGGAAGAAGUUUUUGCAGAAGAUUACGAUGAUCCUUCCAAUCCAGAACCAGCCCCAGAAGCACCCCUCCAGUCUGCGGAUGUUCCUCCCAGUCAGGUUACCAUGGUACACAUAACCCCAGACAAAGAACCGCCCACAACUGAGACUUUGAUCUUCGAAACCAUAAACUGUCCCAACAAGUGGAACCCUUAUCACAAGUGUGUCACUUACUGUCGCACCCACUGGGGGGUGAAGGAAUUCCUCCCGGAGCCAGUCAUGUUGAAGCGUCGUGACCGCCACCUUCGAAAAUAUCCUCUGCCUGAUGGCUGGAUAGAGGUUGCUGAUCCUAAAACUGGCAGAUACUACUACUGGAGCAUUACAACAGACCAAGUCUCUUGGCUUUCACCACUUCAUCCCAAGUCGACCAUCACACUGCCAGCCGACAGACUCCAAGCAAUGCUUGAUAGCUCAGCGCGAGUUACCUUGAAUGACAAGGUCAAUGAGGAGGAACAAAUGGACAUGGAGAGUGAUCUGAGUGACAUGAGCAGUUCGGAAUCUUCGAGUGAAGAUGAACGAGAGCGCCGCCGAGACCAUGGCCGUGACAGACGAUAUGGCCGAGGUAACCAAGGAGACAAGAAAGUUUCAGGUAACAGGAGAAGUAAGGAAGAUACACUGGAUCCUAUGGACCCUGCAUCAUAUUCCGAUAUUCCCAGAGGUUCGUGGUCUGACGGGUUGGAUCAGCGGGGGAAAGCCAAGACAGGCGUGGAUGUCACUGCAUCCGGCCCACUCUUCCAACAGCGGCCGUACCCAAGUCCUGGAGAUGUCCUACGAGCAAACAGAGAAAUGUCGGAGAAAAAAUAAUGAAAGCCUGGAUGCCUGUGAUGGGUUGUUUUAACAAAACCAGCUGUGUGUUUAGGUCCACUCUAGCUCAAGUGUCCUCUAGCUCUGUUCCGUUUGUAAUGUGAGAAUAUGGCUAGAGUAGUCUUUGAGUUAAAAACAGUUGAUUUGGCCAUUCGUGAUAACCACAGGAUUAUCAAGUACUCUGUCUACAAUACACACAAUUUCUUAAAUCUGAUGCCAGAGAGCAUUAGUUUGAUUAUUUUGAAGGUACUUGUAACAUUAUACAUACAAAAGAAACCCAACACUCAUAUUGAAAUAUAGCAAGAUGCUUUCAGAUAGAUGUGUUGGGUUUCUUCUUGUAACAUUUGUGCUAGUCACUAGGUUUAAUGUUUUGAAUAAACUCAAAAAGGAUGAAAUUAAAGAUCUGUGGCAUCAGAUUCGUGAAGUAUGUGUUUUAAACACAAUAGUUGGCUACCAUUUGUUUGUCGUAAAAAAGACAGUCUAUUAAAUAGAGUGCACACUAACCGCAUUCUGACAUAUAAAGAGAACAUCGCUGGAGGACAUUCGAGCUAGAUCCAGAUGGAAAUGUUUUAAAUCAUUCAUUGAAAACAAAAGAGGAUCAUGAGUGAACACUGAAUGUGACUGACUGAGACGUGUUUCACUUUUAUCAUGUAUACUGUGGUAAAAUCACUGAAAUGAGAAAGAUGGGUAAUAAAUGAAUUCAUUUAUA